CAUGACUGUACAGUGCCAUUAUAUUUUAUUCUAAAUAAGCUGGGCACUCCCUUUCCCCUCCCCCUGAGACAAAUGGAAGCCAUCCUGAACUUAUACCAAGCCUCCCCUCUUUAUCCUACCCCCAUUUAUACCCUGCAAUUAAGUAAAAUAAUCUCAAAUGACAGAGAGCGUCUCUUGCGAUGAAAUAAUUAUGAAGUAUUGUGCACUCUCGCACCCCUCUCAGCAUGCACACGCACAGAUCUUGAGCUUUCACAAGCUGGCAUGUGUGUGCAUGACUGACAUGUUCACUUGAUUGAAGGUAUGUUUCCUUCAUGCCCCCUUUCUGCUGCACUGGUCACAUAAUGCCUAGCUCUCCCUACUGAAAAGGCCUUCCAAACAUAUAGCACAGUGAUCAAGCCCUCCAGCACUGAACCAGUUAAUUAGCAGUACAAUUAGGCAUGCAAAUAAAGGCAUUGUUUGGUAGCUUCUCUUGAGAACAACUGUUUGUUUAGAGAGUGCUUCUCUCUCUAGGAGCAGGGGACAGAAGGACGAGAGGUGCCACCAUCGCGGCAUUAAGCUUUAUUUCCUGCACUUUCCUCCUGUCUUGAAAGGCUUAAAGCUGUGGAGACACAAAAAGAAUACAAUGUGCAAAUCAGCUUGCAUUUGCAUAAUGUCUCCUGCCUUGAAUAUGCAGAUGAGCUCUAUAAUUUAUGAGUGCUGAUGUCUGGAUGUUUUUUUUCCGGUGAUUUGCGGGGAAGGGUUUGAGUCUUCUUACUGCAAGCUCUGCACCGACUCUUCCAAACCUGAUUUUUGUUAAUAAAUAUCAAACCCUUUCCCUUUUUAACUUUUACAAUCACUCUCUCUUACCUGAAUCCUUUUUUUGAAUCUUUUGCCUUUCUUUUCUUGUCUUUAUUAAUCCCAUUUUUCUCUAUUGGAUGCUGAGAAUGGCACUGACCAGAGCCUUAGGAGCAUUAAGAGUCUGAUCUGAACCAGAGCUGUGUGCAGUGAGAUUCCAGGACUCGGAAUUGGAAUAGCAGGAUGUUGGCUGCUAUACCUCGGUGAACAAGUUUACAUAUAUUUGGCAAUACAGCUGUAUUUCUGUAGUACAGGGGGAUUGUGCAGGAGCUGGAGGAGUUGCGUGAACUGGUGCUGAAUAAAGAACAGCUUGUGCAGCAUCUACAUAGCCAGCUGAGAGAUGCCAUCCACAACCAAGAACUGAGUCGGAUGGAGGUUCUUGAAAAGGAUACCAAACUGCAGGAGCUACAGGAGACCAUCACUGAACUGCACCAGGAGAUUUCCCUGAAGGACUCAAAGGCAGUAAUCCAUUUGCAGGAAAAGCACUAUCUGGAGAAUCAAGUCAAGGCCCUGAGCCAAGCAGUAGCCAAGCCUUCAGCAGACCCUCCACUGUUGGAUUCAAGCUCAUCGCUGUCCAAAACAAACAUGUUUUUAAAAACAGAGUUGCACCAUAGAGAAGCAGAAUUGAAAAUUGCUCAGAAUGAACUUCAUACACUGCAGAACACAAGAGAUGUACUUUCUUCUGAGUUGGAUGCUCAGGAGCAGCAGAUGUACAGGUUGCAGAGGGAGCUGAGGGAGAGGCAGGAAGAGUUAGAGCAGCGACACAGCCGCAUACAGCUGCUUCACAUGGACCUGCAGUCAGCUGGAAGCCAGAGAGAUGAGGCCCAUAGACAGCUCUCCGAAUGUAAUCUGCGCCUCUCCUACCUUGAAGGAGAAAACUUUGCCUUAAAAGUCCAUCAGCGUGAGCAGGAAGUGGAGCUGGAAAAACUGAAAACAGAUUCUGUAUUAGUGCAGAGGGCAGAGAAGCCACAGUCAACAUGGGAUUUGGAACACAGAAGGGACUUGGAGCUAAGACUUUCUAAAGCUGAGGAUCGUGUGCUGCAGAAUCAGGCAGUAAUACACCAACUGCAAGCAGAGCUUCAGGACUCUUCUUUUACUGUGGGUGGUUUGCAGAAACAGUUGCAAGAAGCAAAAGCAGAAGCAGUGUCCCUCAGAGGGAAAUACAGUAACUCUCAGAAGGGGGUGUUGGAAUUGCAGGAGCAGGUCAUGGAUCAGGAGCAAAUAAUCAACGAUUUGCAAAGAGAGAACAGCUCUGCAUUAGAGAGUCUGCAAAAAGCCAGAGAACAGGUACUUAAUCUUGAGCAGUCUCUACAAGAGAAUCAAGAGGAACGAUCAAGGCUUCAAGAACAUUGUCAGCACCUAGAGCAAGAGACAGGCACUCUACAUGCUGAACUGGAAACCCAGGGCCUGACAUUGACUGAGCAGAGCAGUCAGCUGAACCAAAAAGAUCAGCAGGCGGAGCGUCAGAAUAGAGAGGUUCAAGCUUUGCGAAAGCAAAUACAGUUUGCUGAGGAUGAGGCCUUGCAGCAUAAAGCAGCAAUUUGUAGCCUUAGAGAAGAUCUCACAUUAUGUCGCACUGAAAAGUUAUCUCUAUCAGAGACCAUUGUAAGGCUGGAGAGAGAGCUGAGUAACAGCAAGGCUCAAAGAGACGACUUGGAACAGGAGAUACAUUUCCAAACCAGAACUGUAGAACAGCUGCAGGCUAAGGUAUCUGUCAGCCAGUCUGCAGAGCAGAGCACAUAUGAGAAGAGUUUGAAGCUCCAAGAGGAAAUAGAUAUGUUGCAGAGCAAGCUUCAUGAUCUUCAAAAGGAGGUAUUUCUAGCUGAGCAGCGUAUAAAUGCAGCACUAAGUGAAAAAGAGUCUUUACAACUUGAUGUCAGUAGGAAGGAUACAGAGCUUCAAGCUCUGAAACAGCAAUUGCAGACUUCACAGGAUGCCCUAUAUAAAGCUACACAGGAGAUGGAUGAAUAUAAGCAGGAGACAGAUAGACAGGUGGAAGAGAAAGAGAACACAAUUAAAUCUCUGCAGCAGGAACUCUCUGAACUACAGGAGGAAUUUGGAUCUUGCAAAGGACAGCUGUUUCAGUGCCAGGCAGAGGUGGAACAGCAGAGACAGGAGCUGGCAGCAGCAGCAGAUGGAAAGAAUGAGAGUGCAAAGCAGCUCUCACAGCUUAGCAGCAAAAAUGAGAACCUGGAACUGGACCUCACCCUCCUGAGUGAGAAGCACAAGGCUGCACAAAAAGAGGUAUCCACUCGUGAUCAGUCGAUACUAAAUCUUCGUGCAGAUCUCAUGGCUAGAAAUGAAGAACUGCAGCAAGUGAAAAAUGAGCUUAUGGAGACUAGUGAUGAGUUAAGCAGUGUCCGCAUUAAACUCAAGAAUCUCCAGAGUGAUGUGCGAAGCCUCCAAGAAAUUUGCACAGACCGGGAAAAUGCAGUCAGUGAAAAGGAAAAAUGCAUCAUUGAACUACAAAGAGAAAGAGAGGAGACCAAUGCACAGGUACAGCGGCACCAGAAGGAGAUUAUAUCCUUACGGCAGGCACACCAGCUAGAAGCAGAGUGUUUGAGAAAGGAUACUCUGCGCCUGCAAGAUAAAUUGGAAUCUGUAACCAGGAGAAAGGAGGAUCAAGAAGUUGAGCUUCAGCGUUUAAGAACAAACAGAGAGAGGCUAUCACAGGAUCUGGAGCUGGCGCAACAUAUGCAACUGCAGCUGGAGGAGAAGUUGUCCCAGCGAGAUGCGGACUUGCGUGUGCAAGGGGAGGAAGUUCAGCAAUUGCAGACCCGGCUGUGGGAAGCAGAAGAGAGAGCACUGAAUGCUGAGAAUCAGAGUGGCUCUUCACUUAGCAGUAUGGAACUCUACCGCAGUAAAUACCAGGCUUGUGUGGGCCGCGCUGGGGAGCUUGAGAGCAAUGUCAGACAGAUGGAAGAUGAAGUGCAAGAAUUAAAACUUGAGGUGGCUGAGAGAGAUGCACGCCUUUCUGCCCUGCGAGGAGAGCUGCUGGUUAUGCAGCAGGAGCUAGAAAGCAAAUGUUCAGAGCUGGAGAGUUGUGAGGAAGCCAUUGAUCAGUUAACACAGGAACUUCAGGCCACACAAGCAGACCUAAGCACAAGCCGCAAGCAAGCACGGGAGAAUGAGGAAAUGCUUCAGUCAGUUAAAGAACGUGCAGCAGGGUUACAUGGACAGGUAGUAGAACUGGAAGAGGACCUAGUGAAACUGCAGACAGAUUUUGCUUCUUAUAAAGCCACUCACAGAUACAGCGACAACAGCUAUGGAGAGCUGGAGAGACUGGUCAUGCAGCUUAACCAGGAGCUGAACCACGUAGAGGCAGAGGUGCAAAGACAGAAGCAGGAGACUGCUCAUAGCCACUCACUUUUGCAUGAGCUGAAAUUGGAUCUAUCUAAAGAAAGAGAGCAAAGAAACAGCACUUUGAAAGAUGUGGAGCGCCUGGAGCAAGAGGUUUGCAGCCUCCGGAGGGACGCAGCAUCACAGAUCCAAGAACACAAGCUUCUGGUUUCUGAGCAACAGCAGCAAAUCCAGAAACUGCAGGAGGAGCUCAGAGAAAGUGCUAAACGUCUUGCUCAGAGGGAACAGGCCAUCCAGAAGCGCGAUACUGUGUUACGUCAGUCUGAGGCUGACCUCCUUAGAGCUCGCAGUUCCCAAAAAUCACAGCAACAGGAGAUAGAGCGCCACCUUGAGUCUGCUCGAGCGAUGGAGAAGAGAUUGCAGAAUUCACAGAAAGAAUGUGAGCAGAGAGAACGAGAAAAUUGUUCCUUAAGAACAGAAAUGCAAGAUCUGAAAAGUGAGCUUAAAGAAACAUAUGCACUUCAUCAACAAGCAGUGCAGGAGCUGGCUGGUCAAGAGGAAAAGACACUUUUAUUAGAGAGCACACUGCAAAGCACCCAGGAGCAGUUAAGUGAGCGCGUGGCUGAGGUUGUGAGACAGGAACAGCACCUGCGCAGGCUGGAAAGUGAAAUGCGCACAUUGAGAGAGAGGACAAGUAGCAGCGAAGAGGAGCUGGAACAGUGCAGAUCAAUAAUGGAACGACUAAAGUGGGAGCUUAAUGAGGUAAAGAAGAAACAUCAGACCUCCUCACAAGAAGCCUUGAGUUUGCAGCACUCAGUUAGUAAACUUCAGCUUGAGCAGGCCAAUGAGCAGGAGCAAUGUAAAGCUAUGCAGCAGCAGUUACAGGAGCAGAAUGCCAUCCAGAAGAGUCUCCGAGCUGAGCUGGCACAGCAACAGGACAGACAUGAUGAGCUGCAGAGACAACAGCAGCAGAGCAAAGAUCGAGAGAGCAUGCUGCAGCGAGAAGUAGAGGAGCUGAGCCUGAAAAUCGAGCACUCUAACAGGCUGUUAGCAGAAAGAGAUCGGGCACUUCAGAGCUUGCAGAAAAGCUACUCACAACUAGAAAGGAGAUUUCAGAAUGCACACGAGGGAGCCAGAGAGGGUGCAGCAGAACUGGAAUUAACCAAGAAUGCUUUGCUACAGACACAGAGGAAAAUCCAAGUCCAGACCCAAGAGCUAAAUCGCUUGGAAGAAUCUUUGUCAUGCUUGCGUUCAGAGGGGGAGGCAGCGCAGAAGAUUGCAAGGGGCCAAAGCCAGGAACUGAGCACAGCACAGGAGAGUGUGACAGAACUGAGAGGUCAAAUGACUGCAGCACAUGCCAAGCAGAGAGAGGCCAUGGAGCAGCUAUCUGAGCGCACCAGGGAGUUGGCAGCUCUGCGGAAUGAGUUACAGCGCAGUCAACAGAGAAAGGCUGAGCUAAAGAGAGAACUUGCAGCACAGGAGGAACGUGUUCAGAGACUGACCGCAGAGGUCCAUUCUUUGCGUGAGCUUCAGCGACAGAAAGAUCAAGAGGUGGAGGUUAGUGAGGGGCGCCGGAGGGAGCUGAACAACCAGCUGCAGCACUGCCAGAGGCUCUACCAAGACAGCUCCCGUGAGCAGAGACAGAGGGAAGAGGAGAUGAAGCAGCUGCAGGGGCAACUUGAUGCCUUGAUAGAAAAAACAAAACAGGAGGGAAUUGAGAAAGAGGCUUUGCAGACAUCAUUCAACCAUCUAAAACAGAAAUACAGUGCGGCUACUAGUGAGCUGGAAACUCUGAGAAACUCUUUGGAAGCAGCAAGAUCUGACUGCCGCCGCUUGCACCAUGAAAGUGAACUGGUCGUGAGCAAUGUAAAUGACUGGGUGAGCGAGCAAAAACAAGCCAGCAAGACCCUAGGAGAGAAGAUCCGGGAGCAGAGUAAACAGAUCGGGCAGCUGGCAACAGAAAAGGACCAUUUGCAGGAGGUGAUAGAACAACUUCACCGAGAGAACAGGCAACUCAGGCAGCAGCUAGACGAGUGGAGAAUAGAAAAUGAACGCUAUAAGCUGACUCUGCAUAAAUCUGACCUGGACAGCAGGAGUCCCAGUGACCUUCUCACUGAAGAUGUGGGGACCCUUCGCUCUGCCCGCCGUGUCUUUACCAGUCUUGGAAAUCUACGGACAAAAUGAUGGGAAAAUCCUUAACAUUUAUAUGAAACCAAUACUGGCACUGACUCACGACUAAAGCUUAUACUGAAACCACUGAGGGGAUUCUGUGCUGGCUGGGGUUUUAUUUAUCAUAUAUAGAGACUGCGGUCAGGCUAACCUGUAAAUAUGUGUAUAAGGGACAGCUGAAUGCCUUGUUCAAGGAAAUCCAAAAGUGAAGCUAUACAGGGGACAUACUAUUAUAAGUUAUUUGAAUCACUUUUUUUUUUUUUUGAAAUGGAUGGUCUUAACACUCUUUUGGAGAAGCAAUACAGGAGGUUUGCACAUUUUAAUAUGUCCCAGAUUUCUGCUUGCUGCAUCAACAUUAAAUUGUUUUUUUUUAAAUAUUUAUAAUUUUAUAAUAAAUUAAUCAGACUGA
This is a messenger RNA of Xenopus tropicalis (tropical clawed frog), 6712 nucleotides long. RefSeq names its product polyamine modulated factor 1 binding protein 1 (gene pmfbp1). The transcript is spliced from 38 exons. The record is from RefSeq and is a predicted model, not a curated record. Bases 1204 to 6318 code for a protein of 1704 amino acids. NCBI's taxonomy places the organism in Eukaryota, Metazoa, Chordata, Amphibia, Anura, Pipidae.